UACUUUAAGUGCAGACAGUGCAGCUUAGCGCAGGUUUAAAGAGCGAACCUUCUGUCACAUGAUUAUAAACUGUCCCUGUGACCGAUCGUCGCGAACGAGUGGAUCGCCGAGGGUGUAACGAACGCGACGAUCCCGUUCGGACAGGAUGAAGAUCUGCGGGCCCAAGUACGCCUUGUGCGGCCUAGUGCUGUCCGUUUGGGGCAUAUUUCAAUUGCUCCUCAUGGGAAUAUUUUUCUACUUCCGGAGCGUAGCCUUGGUGGAGGACCUCCCUCUGCCAGAAAACAUCACCUCGCUGGAACAUUUCUAUAAAAUGGCAGAUCGCGGCUACAUGCAGAACGCUUACAACUGCUGGAUCGCAGCUUGUAUCUAUGUCCUCACCUUCCUCUUUUCGGGCCAUCAGUUCUACCUCAAUUCCAGAUCGUCUCUUAGCGUAUAAGCAUUUAAAAGCACGUUAAAUGUGUCCGUUUACCGUAUGUCUGAUGAAAGCAUCAAGGCUGUAAUUACAGCUUUAGCAGAAAUGAAUAAUACGAUGAUUACAGUUGCAAAUUGAAUUACGUAUGAAUUAUAUAUUGAGCGCGACUUGCCUGCGACCUGCAAUGCCUAGACUCCAGGCGUUUCCACAAGCGCAAUAGAAAACAUAUUUUGCCAUGUGCGUGUGUAAUUACAAGGGCUGCGUUCUUUUUGGGUACUCACAUACUGUAAGUCAUUCUAUCUUUAUUGUUUAUUAUAUGCCAAAGGAAGAUAGAAUAACGCUUAUAGCAUGUAAGUGCCUAAAGAGAACGCUGUUAAGAUGUUAGGCAUAUUUCCAUGUAUCAGUAUACAUUCUUACAUAUAUAUAUAUAUAUACACACACACACACAGACAUGGCUGAGAAGUAUAGUAAAACAGAUACGAGUUAUAUAGCUUGAGGAAGCUUUUUUUUUUCUUUCAUUGCGACGUUGUAAUUUCUUUUACUCAUCAUAUAAGAAUGGUGUAUUUCGGUCGUAUAGAAUCAUAUAAUUCUUAAAUAUUGUUACAUAUUGUUAAUAUGGCUUAAUAAAUUAUAAUUACGAACAACGAUA
Dinoponera quadriceps is the source of this 1061-nucleotide messenger RNA. It is a transcript of the gene RNASEK, whose product is annotated as ribonuclease kappa. The coding region runs from base 146 to 436 and encodes 96 amino acids. The transcript is spliced from 3 exons. The record is from RefSeq and is a predicted model, not a curated record. Gene Ontology annotation, molecular function: RNA endonuclease activity. NCBI's taxonomy places the organism in Eukaryota, Metazoa, Arthropoda, Insecta, Hymenoptera, Formicidae.